Messenger RNA from Hemibagrus wyckioides, 5100 nucleotides. RefSeq names its product RAR-related orphan receptor B (gene rorb). The record is from RefSeq and is a predicted model, not a curated record. Lineage: Eukaryota; Metazoa; Chordata; Actinopteri; Siluriformes; Bagridae. The transcript has 10 exons. Gene Ontology annotation, biological process: regulation of transcription by RNA polymerase II. Gene Ontology annotation, molecular function: RNA polymerase II cis-regulatory region sequence-specific DNA binding; nuclear receptor activity; zinc ion binding. Gene Ontology annotation, cellular component: nucleus. The coding region runs from base 294 to 1664 and encodes 456 amino acids.
ACCUCCCGGCCGCAGGUGUCAUGUGAAACGCCGCAUGCUCGCUGUGACUGCUGCAGUGUGUGUGUGUGUGUGUGAGUGUGUGUGUGUGUGGGAAAAUGUUUCUAUUCCACGGCCAGUGACACCAGGCGAAAACUUUACAUCCGAGGAUCUGUGUUUUUUUUGUCUUUCUUUCUGUUGUUACUUCUUUCUUUUUCCCUCGUUUGAGUGUGUGUGAGAGUGUGUGAGUGUGUGUGUGUGUGUGAGAGUGUGUAUUUCUUCAUGCCUGCCGCGUCCGGGAGCGAGUCGCCACCACUAUGCGAGCCCAAAUUGAAGUUAUACCAUGCAAAAUCUGUGGAGACAAGUCCUCAGGGAUCCAUUAUGGGGUCAUCACGUGCGAAGGGUGUAAGGGGUUUUUCAGGAGAAGUCAACAGAAUAACGCCUCUUACUCGUGCCCUCGGCAGCGCAACUGCUUGAUCGACAGAACCAACCGUAACCGCUGCCAGCACUGCCGCCUUCAAAAGUGUCUCGCUCUGGGCAUGUCACGUGACGCUGUAAAAUUCGGCCGCAUGUCGAAGAAGCAGCGCGACUCGCUAUAUGCCGAGGUACAGAAACACCAGCAGCGGCUACAGGAACAGCGGCAGCAGCAGGCAGGAGACGUUUAUUCGUCCAGUCUGAGCACUCUCGGACACGACCUGGCUGGCGCCUACACCAACGGACAUGUCAUUGAUAUGGCCAAGACGCAUGCCAACGGCGCACCCGCUGCCUACUACAGCAUGGACUCAACCCAGCCGAGCCCAGACCAGUCCGGACUGGACAUGGCGGGCAUGAAGCCCAUCAAACAGGAGCCUGUCUACGACCUGACGCCCGUGCCCGACCUCUUCACCUACAACUCAUACCAGGACAGCCAGCUAGCACCUGGAGUGUCCAUGGGGGAACUCGACCGAAUUGCACAGAACAUCAUAAAGUCUCAUCUGGAGACAUGCCAGUACACGGGCGAGGAGCUGCAACAGCUGUCCUGGCAGACACACUCGUACGAAGAGGUCAAGAUGUACCAAAGCAAGUCACGGGAGGCGCUAUGGCAACAGUGUGCAAUUCAGAUCACUCACGCCAUUCAGUAUGUGGUGGAGUUCGCCAAGCGCAUCACCGGCUUCAUGGAACUGUGUCAGAACGACCAGAUACUGCUGCUCAAAUCAGGUUGUCUGGAGGUGGUGUUGGUAAGAAUGUGCAGAGCGUUUAACCCUCUCAACAACACGGUCCUGUUCGAGGGCAAAUACGGUGGCAUUCAGAUAUUCAAAGCACUCGGCUGCGACGAUCUCGUCAGCGCCAUGUUCGACUUCGCCAAGAGUCUGUGCUCUCUGCAGCUGACGGAGGAGGAGAUUGCGCUGUUCUCUGCAGCUGUUCUCAUCUCCACAGAUCGGCCCUGGCUAAUGGAACCAAGGAAAGUCCAGAAGCUUCAGGAGAAAAUCUACUUGGCCCUCCAGCACAUUAUGCAGAAGAACCACAUGGACGAGGAUGCAUUGACUAAGCUGAUUGGUCGAAUCCCCACACUAGCGGCACUGUGCACCCUGCACACGGAGGAGCUUCAGGCCUUCCAGCAGCUACACCCCGAAACAGUCAACAUGCUCUUCCCUCCACUCUACAAGGAGCUUUUCAAUCCUGAUGCGGCCAGCGUCAUGUCCAAGUGACAAACGCUUUUUUAAAAAACUAUGAAGGGACACGAUGGCAGGACACUACGGCAGAACUUCCAGGGGGCUGAGCCACUGAGGCAGAAGAGGCGGAGCUAAAUGGGUCACCGCGGCAACACUGCAGACGACGGCGUACAGCAACCUGAGGCGACGACACAAUGAGAAAACUUCAGGAAUGUCCAGCACUUCAAACAUUCGACUUCAGUUUCACCGAUUCAGUCAAAAGAAUGUAUAUACACGCCUGUUAGUGAGGAUCUGACCAGAAAUGUACAGACUUUAGAGCAUUUAAUAAGCUGUCGUUUAUUUGGGUAAGUUUAUUUGACUUUUUUUUUUAUUUUGUAUACAGAAUUGUGAAAAGAAAAAGGGGGACAAGGGUCAAACAAAGACGAUCACAUAGUAAUUCCCUAGUUCUGAUAUAUUCCAGUAUUAAACCACAUUCUGUUUUUAUCCUAGUCAUAAUUUAUAAGCGAGAACCCGACAGGCCGGUACAUUGUGUAAAUCUUUUUUUUCCCCUUUUUUCCUUCUUUGUAGUUUUAUGUGUAUAUAAUUUGAGAACAACUUGUAAAAUUAUACUAGAGACAAUUUCAUUUCGGGUAUGUUUAAAAAAAAAAAAAGCCUUGUCUGGGCCAUGUAGAUAUGUAUAGACGCUACAACGUUGUUUAGAAAUGUUACGGAAAUGUAAAUGAUUUUCUAAGAGAAGAACAAUAAUUGAUUCUUGAUCUUUUUCCAUACGAAGAUAUAUAGAGAGAUAUAUAUAUAUUUUGCAAAUGCUUAUGGUCGAUCGAUCGUGUCAUCAGUCACCUCUGCAAUAAUGUCACUAAGCCCUAGUCAUUCAAGAAAGACAGUAAAGCAGAACGAAGACGUUCUAAUCAUCAACGUCACACUUUUAAUGCUCUAAUCGUUCCCUUUAAAGAUGCACUGCAGUAUUUGCUCAGCAAGGAUGUCCAAACUCGAGACCUGUGAGCUGUUUAAAACGUCAAAUCACUUUCCCGCUACUUGAAGUUAAAAAAGUUCUUCAUUUGAACACUAGAAAAUCUCAUGCUAGUCUUCGACAUUAACGUCGUUUUGCAAGCAACAAAAUCUGACGCUAGAGGAAAUUAUUAUAGGUCGUUAAAUAUGACCAAUUAACUGUUUCAAACAAAAGUCUAUUUCUCUUGGUCUGGUAACCUGGCAGCCCCGCCCCUCUUCCGCUACAUCAGCAAAGCUGUGAGCAUUGAGCGUUGCAUGAAGUAUCAAACAUCCACACUUCAAUUUUUUGGGGUUGAAUCAGUGCAUCAUUGAGGUUCUUUGAAGUGCAUAUGUUGUAAAGGUUAGUGUCAACACACUGCUCACAUUAUUCAAAGUAUGAAUAAUUCAUGUAAUGAAUAAUUCAAAGAAAUGGUGGCGAAUAGUGCGUAAGUAGCUAAACUAGCUAAGUCGAUAUGCUAUUACAUACAUUGUAUUGCCAAAUGUUUUGGGACAUCUGCCUUUACAUGCACCCUUUGCAACUUCAACUCUUCUGGGAAGGCUUUCCACAAGGUUUAGGAGUGUGUUUAUGGGAAUUUUUGACCAUUCCACUAGAAGCACAUUUGUGAGGUCAGGCACUGAUGUUGGACGAGAAGGUCUGGCUCGCAGUCUCCACUCUAAUUCAUCCCAAAGGUGUUCUAUCAGGUUGAGGUCAGGACUCUGUCAAGUUCCUCCACAGGAACAGGAAGGGGUCAUCCCCAAACUGUUCCCACAAAGUUGGGAGCAAAAAAUUGUCCAAAAUGUCUUGGUAUGAAGCUGAAGCAUUAAGAGUUCCUUUCACUGGAACUAAGGGGCCGAGCCCAACCCCUGAAAAACAACACCUGAACUCAAUUGGGUGUCCCAAAACUUUUGGCAAUAUAGUGUACAUACACAGGUUAACCAAAUCUUGAGAACACUGACUGAUUACACUAAAGAUAAAACUAGCAGUGACUCAGACCGAUCAAUUAUUUAUUUAAUUAUAUUAUAAUUUGCCCACGUAAUAUUCCCAUAAGCAAUCACAGCAGUGAGAAGAAGCGGUUUUGUUUUAUUUAUUUUAUUUUAAUUAAGUCUGGUAUGUUUGCAAGCUGAAUGGAAAUAAUGGACGCCUUUAAAAAGCUCCACAGAUUAACUCACUUAACUAGCUUGCUAAGUAUAUAGUUGCUAAGUAAAUGAUGAUGAUGAAACAUAUAUAAAUAUUUCAUUUGCGUCACAAUCAUACUGCUCAACCAUGCUCAUGUUAAUUUGGUCAGACUGAUAACAUUACCACUAAAAUGCCGCCAUCAUUCCAGGCAUUUCAGAUGGAUCCUAACUCCAUUCCCGUCGACUCUUGUGUAGACGAUUUUGUCAAAUAGACGCUCUGCAGUGGCAAUAUGGUAGCUUUGACAAUCAUGUAGCAUUCUACUGUUCAUAUUUUUACCAGUUCCAGUACUACUAACCUGAGCAGGUCCGGGUGUUAAGAGUAAAUUUGUUCUCGCUUAGUUUACAAUGUUCACGAUUCUCUCAGGCAAAAACAGUUUCACAACAAUCCCCUUAUAGUACCUCAAAGUAAAAAGCAAUCGAACACAACAAUUUGAAGUCUAUUGAAUUUCCCGCCAAAGAGCUUUCACACGUGUAAUCCCCUGGGUCCUAGUAAACUCCAGGUAAACGUUAUUCUGGGUUAUUGUUCUUAGAGGUUUCACAAUGCUCCUACCUUUACCUGUCAAUCCUGGCUCUUCACAAUCUAACGUUUCACGCUCUACAUUCCUAACCUUCUUCUUAUUUGCAUAUUUGCGCAUCAACAACCAUGAUUGGAUAAAUCCACCGUGUGGCUGCUUUAAAUAACGGCUCAUCUCACGCUUUCAUAUCAGUGAGGAAAAAAAAAGGUCAGGUCUGUCGUUCUCUACCUGAGCAGUUUGUUAUCUUUCCCAGCUUUCUCAUCAUUUUUGGUCUUUUUAAAUUGGUUGUUUAGUUGACCGGCUGUUUGUUGGCUGAGAUCCGAUUUCCGCUAAUUUUUCAGUGUCAUGUAUUUCCCUCUUGCUACACUGCACACUAUAGUGUUUUUGCUGCCUGACUCUGUGUUGCUACUUCCUGUAGCAAGAAGUCAGUCAAGAAGUUUUUUAUUUGGGUGUCUGUUGCUAAGCAACUAGCCAUAACAUUUUAACACUGGUUCUAAACUACAAGUGUGAAAUGUUCCUGUUCCCGGGAUUAAGCACAGUGUGAAAAGCUCUGUAGUUGACUGGUGCUUGGACCCCUUUAGCAAUAAGAACCACCUUUAAUGAAUCAGAAAUUGGAAUCUAACCCCAUAGUUGAUUAUUUCCCUUAUUACUGAUAUUAGGUUUCUGAUAUUUUUCCAAUGGCCAUGAAGCCAUAGCAGCGGGUUCCAGGUGUAGGCAUCCCCCCCCCACACACACACACACUGUAAGCAGAUCCUAGUGCGUCGUGCAAUCAGUAAACUCCGACGAAAAUGAAGGAA